AUGACUGCUCCCGUUUUAACCACUACCCAAAUUAACUUUCAUUGCAGCAAAGGUGCCUCUACAAUUUUGCAGAGGGGUAUGACUGCGAGGCACACAGGUAUGCUGCUAAUUCAGCAAGCUUGGGGCCACAAGGCGGCCAAUCAAAGAGCUUGCAUACUGGCGAAGGGAGUCAAUGUUGACCCGCUGUUCAAGCUAUGUUCCAGAGACCUGAUGGUGAUUGUCACGAAUCUUAAAGCCAUAGAAAGGCAAUCAUGGGAAAGGAAUGAUAAGAUUGGCUUACUUGCCGUAUGCAAGGUGAGGGGUCUCCCUCUCCUGCUGGGAUGCGAUGCUAAUUCCCACCAUACAUUCUGGGACAGCACGAACGUCAACUCAAGAGGUAACGAUCUAGUAGAAAACCUCAUCACCAUUCAUUUAGAUAUUCUUAAUACGGCGAAUGCUCCGACGUUUCGUCACUCGGUCAGUGAGGAAGUUAUUGACAUCACUCUCUGUAACGGUAGUUUUAUAGACAACGUCAAGAAAUGGAGAGUGUCAGACGAACCCACUCGAUCAGAUCACUCACAGAUAGAGUUCAAGCUGGACUUUACUGUACCCACGGGCUCUUAA
Molecule: messenger RNA, 603 nt
Organism: Belonocnema kinseyi
Lineage: Eukaryota; Metazoa; Arthropoda; Insecta; Hymenoptera; Cynipidae
Exons: 2
Coding region: 1-603 (200 amino acids)
Molecular function (GO): catalytic activity
Source: RefSeq, a predicted model, not a curated record